Tetranychus urticae (two-spotted spider mite) is the source of this 1543-nucleotide messenger RNA. RefSeq lists its product as uncharacterized. Lineage: Eukaryota; Metazoa; Arthropoda; Arachnida; Trombidiformes; Tetranychidae. Gene Ontology annotation, cellular component: intracellular membrane-bounded organelle; neuronal cell body; neuron projection. Gene Ontology annotation, biological process: synaptic transmission, cholinergic; protein localization to cell surface. The record is from RefSeq and is a predicted model, not a curated record.
AAUUAUUAAUCUCGCACCAGACAAUUCAAACAUUGUACAGAGAUAAUUUAUUACUUCUUACAUAAUUGCUAAUUAAAUUAGCGAUCUUUAAAAGCAAGUUUUCAAAAUGUUUAUUUGUUUGUGGCUUACAAAUUGUAAGCUUUACAAUGUAAAGCUGCCUUACUAACAAGGCAGCUUUUAAGGCGCCACCAAAGAGUUGAAAGAGCCGCUAAAAUGGUUUUACCUCCAUCUGGUGGAAUUAUUUGUUGAUUAUCGAUUUUGUUUUGAACAUUUCAACUGAUUUCUAGGGAAGAUUUUUGCUAUUUUAUUUGAUAUCUACUGAUUUUUUUCAAUGCAUAUGAAAAUAGCAUUUGUUUUUUGCAAAUUACUGAUUUAAAUGUAAAGGGUAUAGCUCGAUUUUUCGUUAUAAAUGAUGAAAAGCUGAGAUUAUUCAAUUUCUACCAAUGAAAACUAGACCAUUUGUGUGAUUUAAUAUUCUGGUCAAACGCUCAACAGUACUUGUCUUGUUUUUGUUGACAUUUUGUAACAAAAAUGUCUAAAGUAAAUCAUCUCAGUAAUGGUAAAAGUAUCAUGAUUCUGGGUACCGUCGUUGGGUGCUUGUCGCUUCUCUGGCCCAAAGUUUUUUAUCCAAUGAUGCAAGGAGGAUUUCAUGAAAAUAACCCAGAUGCAAAUAUGAAAGCCAAAAUUCAUCCAAGAAUGAAAGCAACUGGAACGACGGCCAACAACCAUCAGCCAGAUUUUAAUGGACCAAACACGCGUUAUCACAGUAAUGAGCAAAGCUCAGUCAGUGGUGCUUCAGUUGGCAUAAUCAUGACAGUUUACACAGUUGGAAUAAUACUUUUAUUCAUCUAUACCAUUUUUAAAUACAUGAGUGCAGAUAACUCCAUAGACAUGAUGGAGGAAUACAAUCAAAGACAGUUGGUCAAAAAUUCUGAUCAAGAUUCUAAAGCCAAAGAAAAAAAAGGAAAAGCGUCUUUCAAUGAAUAUAAUCACGAGCAAGGGGAAUGCUUGAAAGGAUUGGCAUUAAAUUAUGUACGAUGUAAACAGAAGCUCGACCCAGAAGAAAAAAAGGCGCCAGAAACGGAAGACGAUGUUUCUUCGGCCUAUAGAGUUUUACUCGGUGAUAUGCUUGAAUUACGUGAUUAUUUAUUAGAGCUUCAAUGUACAGGCAGCUGCCAAGAUUGCGAUUCACAGUGUGCCGAUUGUGAGAUUUGCCAAAAUGAAGCAAAUGAAGCUUCAAAACUUUCUAAUUCAACAUCAACAUUGGAUAUCGAUGAGAAUCAAGGCACACACGAUGAAAAUGAUGACAGUUUUUCAGAGCAACUUGAAAAUGUAAAUGACGACUUGAAAGAAAGCGACGAUCAAAGUGACAGGACAAUUGACGAGUCUGAUUCCGAUGGUGAUAUUUGUCAAACAAACGAGGAAGAUGUUGAAGAAUGAAUGAUUAUAAAUAUGUAUCAAUAUGUCUCAUCAAUAGUUAAGUAAUUGUUUUUUAUAAUUUAAUAAAAAUUUUGUUCUCUCAUCUGUGAGAUUGGAAAGAAAA